Messenger RNA from Scutellospora calospora, 225 nucleotides. NCBI's taxonomy places the organism in Eukaryota, Fungi, Glomeromycota, Glomeromycetes, Diversisporales, Gigasporaceae. The record is from the annotation of a GenBank genome assembly.
AUGCAGAUAGAAAUUACUAAAAUUAUAAAUAAAGCAGAAAUAGAAACAACAGAAGAAGAGAUGCAGAUAGCAGAUAAAGAAGAUGACAAAAAAGAAGCAAAGAUCUCAUUACCAGAGAAUACACAAAGAAAUGAAUGGAAAAUAUACAGUAUGAGCAAGAGAAAUAUAAGUAAGAAAGAAGAAGAUCUUUAUGAACAAAGAAAGGAAACUAAUCUUAGAAAGUAA